Messenger RNA from Nylanderia fulva, 939 nucleotides. The record is from RefSeq and is a predicted model, not a curated record. Lineage: Eukaryota; Metazoa; Arthropoda; Insecta; Hymenoptera; Formicidae.
AGGGUUCGUAAUCGCGGAUCACUCGCUUGUUAACUUUUCGGGUCUCUCGGACGACUGACUGGUCGGAGCGCUUAGGCAUUUCACCCAAAAACGGGGCAAGCGUGCCUCGCAGGGAAGAUCACGACGUGCUCACGCUUGAGAGUCGUAUAGUAUCACGCGCCUAUCAUGCCGAAUAACAGUUCGGACGGACUCCGAACAGAGAUUAUUCAUUUAGACGGAGUGCAGGCUCGUACUCCUAAAAUUUCACGAUAUAAUAACGGCAAUGUGCCCUACGAGCUACAGAUCCAGAGUAAUACAACAAUCUUCAAUUUUGGGAAAUAUAAUAUGGAACGAACCAAUUUAAUCGAACCGGAGCUUGUGGAGUUUUGUGAUGUAAUGAAUACAUCAUCAAGAGUCGCAUUAGAGGACUAUAUAAAGUCCAAUUUUGGGCCAAUUUAUAAAACUAAUUUGAAUAAGAAAAUUGGAUGUGGAUCCAUCACUGAUGGGUACUUUAAAUUAGAAGUACAUAUUACAAGUUUUGAAGAAAACGAUUAUGAACUUAUGAAAGGAGAUAAAAUUAAAGUAAUUGGCGAGAUGCAAUAUGCAAUUGAUCCACCGUACUUUUCAGUACAAAGUCUAAACAUUAAGAAAUUAGAAGACCGAAUGUCUUUGACUACUAUAAUAAAUGUUAAUCGCACGUUAAAGAAAAAGAAAUUUGAAGAAAAUUCAUCACAACAGGUAAAAAUUAUAUCAUCAUUAAAAGUAAUAAGUGUAAUCGGUGUGUGUGUACAAGGUGAGUCAAAAGUAUGUUUAAAAAAUUUGUGUAUUCUUGCAUAAAAAGGAACAAGCUCACAAAUUUUGAAAACAAUAUUUUUGAUUCACCUUAUAUCUGCGUAGAGAGAAACAGAGAGUGCAAACUUCUCCAUUUGUUUACAUAAACAGCUUCAGUAAGCAACCACU